AUGUGCAAAAUUUCAUAUUUCGUCUCAAGUGGUUUGGGCGGCUACCCGGCCAAGUUGAAGAAGGUGCUGAUCGUGACCGCGCCGCUGUGGUUCAAGGCGCCCUUCCGAAUCCUCAGGCUGUUCGUCCGCGAGAAGCUCCGCGAGCGGGUGCACACGGUGAGCGCGCCGCAGUUGGGUGCGCACGUGCCGCGCGCCAGCCUGCCCCGCCAGCUCGGCGGCCAGCUGACGCCCGACCACGCCGCCUGGUUGGAGCACUGUAGGAAUUGCUACACGAACAACCUGCAGAAUAACAAAUUAGAUGGCGUUAUAGAUGAAUAUGUGAUAAGUAACUAUAUCCCGCCGGUUAAGACACAAAAUGGUGUGAUAGAGCACGAGGUCGCGUGCGACAUGACCAGCGAUCGCGUACCCCGCCUCCAGCAGCAGCCCGACGUCAUGCAUAUCAGCGGUGACGCACCAUACACUUGCGACACCAGCCCUCUAAGACACACGCGCGGUUACAAUGGCGACAUGAAGGGCGGACACAUCAAUUCUGGCGACGAAGACGAUGUCGAUUUGAUAACGCGCGGCACCUGGUCGUCCGGCGAGGCGUCGCCCGGCCUCUCGGACGAGGAGUGCGUGUGCGGCGGCGCCGGCGAGACGGCCGCCGCCCUCCUCGCCCGCCUGAGGGCGGUCGGCAGGCGCGGCCUCAUCGCCGAGUACGAGGAGAUACGCUCGCGGCCCCCCCUCGGCACCUUCCACCACGCGAAGUUGCCCAGCAACGUGCCCAAGAAUCGCUACACGGACGUGCUGUGCUACGACCACUCUCGCGUGCUCCUGUCCCAAACGGACCCCGACGACCCCACAACGGACUACAUUAACGCCAACUACGUGGACGGGUACAAGCAGAAGAACGCGUUCAUCUGCACGCAAGGCCCCCUGCCGAAGACGUACGGCGACUUCUGGCGCAUGGUGUGGGAGCAGGGCAGCCUCGUGGUGGUGAUGACGACGCGCGCGGUGGAGCGCGGCCGCGUCAAGUGCGGCCAGUACUGGCCGCCGGCGGCGGGCGGCAGCCAGGUGCACGGCGCGUUCGCCGUCGCCACCGAGGCGGUGGAGGCGGAGGACGACUACGCCGUGUCGCACCUGCUGCUCACCGAUCUGAGGACGGAGCAGUCGCGUCGCAUCUGGCACGGCCAGUACGUGCGCUGGCCGGACUACGGCGUGCCGGGCGGGGGCCGCGCCCAGCCGGUGCUGCGCUUCCUGCAGCUGGUGCGACGCGCACAGAGAGCCGCACUCGCGGACUUGGGAGACGCGUGGGCGGGGCACAGUAGAGGACCGCCCAUAGUGGUCCACUGUUCGGCCGGCAUCGGAAGAACCGGCACGUUCCUGACGCUGGACGUGUGCACGUCGCGGCUGGCGGCGGAGGGCGUGGCGGACGUGCGCGGCGCCGUGGAGCGGAUCAGGGCGCAGCGCGCGCACUCCAUACAGAUGCCGGACCAAUACGUGUUCUGCCACCUGGCGCUGCUCGAGUACGCCGUGAUGCACGGCCACCUCGAGUCGGCCGAGCUGAGCGGCUUCGACGACGAGAACGACGAGGAGUCGGAA
Molecule: messenger RNA, 1581 nt
Organism: Iphiclides podalirius (scarce swallowtail)
Lineage: Eukaryota; Metazoa; Arthropoda; Insecta; Lepidoptera; Papilionidae
Source: the annotation of a GenBank genome assembly